Messenger RNA from Macrosteles quadrilineatus (aster leafhopper), 600 nucleotides. RefSeq names its product free fatty acid receptor 4-like. NCBI's taxonomy places the organism in Eukaryota, Metazoa, Arthropoda, Insecta, Hemiptera, Cicadellidae. Gene Ontology annotation, molecular function: neuropeptide receptor activity. The record is from RefSeq and is a predicted model, not a curated record. Gene Ontology annotation, biological process: neuropeptide signaling pathway. Bases 1 to 600 code for a protein of 199 amino acids. The transcript is spliced from 2 exons.
AUGGUGAGAGGGAAAGGCAGUGAGCAGUUCCACGACCUGCGCCCCGAGGUACUGGGAGCCAUGAUCCACUGGUUGGAGGAACAGCAGGGCAACCUGACAGACCAGCCGCAUCUGCGACCAGCCCUAGCCACCCUCUACCCUGCUGUACUAGCCAUGUACAGUCUGGUGCUCAUCACUGCAGUCCUCACCAACUGCUGUCUCCUCAUCUACACCUACAGACACAGACUAUACCUGUACCUCAACCUAGGCCUAGGCAACCUGUUGCUUCACUGUCCAGUGCUGCCUCUCACUGUUGUCGUACUGGUGUUCAAUGACUGGCUCCUGGGCCGCACCGCCUGUCACCUCCUCCCUCUCAUCCAGGAUAUGUCCACACACUUCACUGUGCUGAGCCACCUGACACUAGCAAUACAUUUACUGAGAGAUGUCCACAGCCAGUCUGCUACCCAGAAGUGUUGCGAUGUCACAAGACAUGUCCACACACUUCACUGUGCUGAGCCACCUGACACUAGCAAUACAUUUACUGAGAGAUGUCCACAGCCAGUCUGCUACCCAGAAGUGUUGCCAUGUUACAGGAUAUGUCCACACACUUCACUGUGCUGA